AUGCAUAUACCACAGCCAGCACACUGUGAAGAUGAAUCUUGCGAUCGAGUACCACCCCCAGCCGUCGUCCUGAACCGUUGUCCCCUCCUGACCUCUCGUGCGAUCACAAAUGGAUCCCUCGGCUUUAUCGUUAGCUACGAAAGUUCUCUGGUAACCCCAAAUGACAAAAUCCUUGAAUUGGAUCGCUGGUGCUUCCACGGCAAUGCAGAGGAACCACAUGCCGAAUCGAUCCUGGAAUAUGGCUCGGCCUGUAGACGGUGUCACACAUUCGAUAACGAGGAGUUCGACGAGCGCAUUGCUGUAGCCGAGGAAAAGCUUGCGAGGGAGGACAGGCCAGACCGUAUUCCAGAAUUUGCGAAUACCGGUUGA
Molecule: messenger RNA, 369 nt
Organism: Letharia lupina
Lineage: Eukaryota; Fungi; Ascomycota; Lecanoromycetes; Lecanorales; Parmeliaceae
Exons: 2
Coding region: 1-369 (122 amino acids)
Source: RefSeq, a predicted model, not a curated record